AUGUUGAGCACACUCAUUCGAAACAGCAGCAAUAACAACAACAACCAAACUCAUUCCCUUCUUGCAUCAUCAACUCCCUCUCAGAACACCAACAAUAACGAGAACACACCUCUCGCCAAUAACUCCUCUCGAAUCAUCACGUCAUCUUCAUCCUCUUCUACUACCGGCCCUAACCACUCAUCCAUCAAUAAUAAUAACAUGACCCACCCACCCACCACCCCAUCAUCGUCGUCAUCCCAUCUUGGAGGCCAUACCUCCAACACUGCUGCCAUUCUCAUUCCUCAGCAGCCAAGCUCCAUGCAGCAUGCCAAUAGUCCCUCCCUUUCCUUGCUUUCAUCCACUCUAGGAGGUGGUAGUGAAUUGAUGAUGACUACGAAUUCUUCAACAACACCUCCUCCAUCACUCUCACAACUCUUGAAUCAUCAUCAUCAUGGACUAAGCACCAUGUCCAAUUCACCUCAUCACAUGCAUCCCAUGAAUCAUCAUCCUCAUCCACCUACCUACGUCUCUCUCAUGCAUCAUCCCACUCUAGGAAGAGUCGGUGGAGGUGGUCAAGGCGGUAUGAUGGUCGUUGGUGGCUCUCCAAGUGCUUCACCUCUUCUGGGCAGUGCACUUGGUUCUUCUGAGAGAUUACUUUCAGAAAGCUCAUCCUCUCAACAGAGUAAUAGUAGCAUGAAUAAUAAUAACCAGAGUCUUUCCUUACUCUCAUCCUUAGGUGUCGUGUCCAGCAAUGCCAACAGUAAUAAUAAUGGCAGCAAUAAUGGCAACACUCUUUCGAACACUUCCUAUUUGAUGAAUAAUCAGUAUAUGAACACUCCUACUGGAGUUGUUGUCAAUAACGGAAACCACACAAUUCAGAUUGGCAGUGCUAACGGUAAUAAUACUAUGAGUACUCAUGCUUCUGCAAUUAAUUCCAAUCACCACGAAAGGGAAUAUCAACAAUUGCUUUUCGAGAGACAAUCCCUAACUCCAUUCCAACCCAUUGUUCCUCUCACUCUCAAGUUAUUGGACGAGCGUAUUCAGCAAGUUCAACAACAGCUUCAACAAGCUUCUACUUCCACAACUACCACCAACAAUUCUUCUUCUAACACAAGCUCUCAAUCAUCCUUGUUGAACUCAACUGCAAGUAACAUUAUGGGUCCACCUUCCUCAACACCAGGUGGUAGUAAGAAGAAGUUGAGCUCUCUCAUCAUUCAUCAACCUCCAGUGUUGUACAACACAAGCAACAACAACAACAACAUUACCUCAACAUCAUCCACCACUUCAUCAUCUAAUGGUCUCAAUCUUACAAGCCCAACUCUUAGCACUUCUAGCUCUUCCACCACUCCUGGUGUUAUGAGCACAACUUCUUCCUCAACUGCACCACCUGAAUCAGGCAGUAUGCUUCUUUCCAAUAUGAUGUCUAUGAAUGGCUCUACCACUCCAACUCUACUCUCUACAGGAGAUUCAUCAAGUCAUGGUGGCGACUUUUCGUUUUUCGGUAAUAACAAGACAUCUUCCAACUCGACACAAUCUCCUCCUCUUGGAAUUAUUGGAAGCAAUGCGAAUACCACUUCAAAGAAGCCAGCAGUGGUCAGUGCUACAAAUUCUUCUUCUACUUCUACUAGUACCGCCACCACAACCACAACCACCACAGGUUCUCAGCCCACCCAACAACCACCACCCACCAAAGUCAUUGCCUCAAAUGACACCAUUGCUAAUACUUCUCCAAAUCCAGGUCAAUCAUCAAGUAGUAAUGCAAGUACUCCAUCUCCGACCAGCUCUACUUGCUCUGACAACAACAUGCCCAAUGAAGAGUUUACCUUCAUUCGCUAUGACAAUGUGGACAUCAAACAAAAGAUUGUAAACCCAUACACAGUCUUGUUAUUCAUUCCUCAAGCAGAAUUUCCAGAUUAUAACUUUAUCGGACGAAUCUUGGGUCCAAAAGGAAGUUAUCUUGAUAGUAUUCGAAAGAACUCGAAUUGUUUCAUUCGAAUUCGAGGAAAGGGCUUGAAUUUGCAAAAUACCAACCAGGGUGCUGGUGGCACUACUUCAACCACUCCAACCACAUCAACCAACAGCUCUCAAUCAAGCUCAUCCGGUACUGACGCCAAUGAUAUUUAUGCCUCCUAUCCUCUCCAUGUCUUUAUUGAAGGAAAGGGUCAAUCCACCAGUAAGAGAAAGAAUCUUCAAAAAGGCAUUCAGCUCAUGCUUCCUCUCUUGGUACCCACUGAAUAUGAGAAAGAUGUUCUCAAACGAUGGCAACUUCAACAAUGGAGAAGUGAGAAGAAUUCUUCAUCAGGAGGAGAUAAAGCCUCCAUGAUGCCUCCUCUUCCUCUUCCCAAUUCCAUUCCUUCCGAUUAUCCACAACUUUAUGGCACUAGUAGUGGUAGCACUGGCAAUUCAAGCCUUCUCUCUUCAUCUCCAUAUUCCAAUCAAGCCUCCAUGGAAUCUGCUUGUGAGGACGAAGAUGAUGAUUUUGAAAUGGAUCCCUCUCUCAUGAGUCCAUCCAACGCUUCUUUUCUAAGCAGAUAUCAUCCCUAUAAUAGAACUCAUGUUUAA
Naegleria lovaniensis is the source of this 2541-nucleotide messenger RNA. RefSeq lists its product as uncharacterized. Gene Ontology annotation, molecular function: RNA binding. The transcript has a single exon. The record is from RefSeq and is a predicted model, not a curated record. Bases 1 to 2541 code for a protein of 846 amino acids. Lineage: Eukaryota; Heterolobosea; Eutetramitea; Acrasida; Naegleriidae.